This is a messenger RNA of Suillus subaureus, 1002 nucleotides long. Its product is annotated as Pantoate-beta-alanine ligase. The coding region runs from base 1 to 1002 and encodes 333 amino acids. The transcript has 3 exons. Gene Ontology annotation, molecular function: pantoate-beta-alanine ligase activity. The record is from RefSeq and is a predicted model, not a curated record. Lineage: Eukaryota; Fungi; Basidiomycota; Agaricomycetes; Boletales; Suillaceae. Gene Ontology annotation, biological process: pantothenate biosynthetic process.
AUGUCAACCUCCUCCCUUCCACCAUCACCUAUCCCUCUUCUAACGUCUGUCGCAUUAUACAGACAAUGGCGGCAGAGAGCCUUCGAUGAGGGUAAAUCUGUGGGUUUCGUACCGACCAUGGGAGCUCUUCACGACGGACAUUUGUCUCUUGUCCAAAGGUCGCUAGCCGAGAAUGAGCUGACAGUUCUUUCCGUCUUUGUGAACCCAGCCCAGUUCGCUCCGCAUGAAGACCUUGCCACGUACCCUCGCACCUUACCAGGAGACCUGGAACUCCUUACAGCACAGCAGGUUACUGUGGGCGACGCCGUGAGGAAAGCCUCUGCUGUAUUUCUUCCCUCGGUCCAGGACAUGUAUCCAUCGGGUAUAAGCCAGGAUGUUUCAGCACAAAAGGGCGCAUUCGUUGAGAUGAAGGGAUACGGACAUCAGAUGGAAGGCGCAAGCAGGCCAACGUUUUUCCGAGGUGUAGCGACAGUUGUAACCAAACUAUUCAAUGCGGUCCAGCCCACGAAUGCGUAUUUUGGCCAGAAAGAUAUUCAGCAAGCCUUACUUCUUCGGAGACUCUGCAAGGACCUGCUUUUCGCACACCCCGAAGCUGACCAUGUCCAUAUUGUCCCCACGACCCGUGAUCCGAACGACGGCUUAGCUUUAUCGUCCAGAAACGCGUAUCUCUCUGCGAAUGAGCGGAAAUUUGCACCUGCGCUUUACAAGGCCCUUAAACACGCCGAGUCUGCGUGGUCGAACAGCGAGUCCAAGGACCGAUGCAUUGCAAAAGCUGUCGCUGUCAUUGACGAAGUAAAAGCACAGGCUGCCAUAGACGGAGUGGAUGUGCGGCUGGAUUAUAUAGAGAUGAAUGAUUCAGAGACAUUCGAUGUUUUGAACGUAUCUUCGAACCAUCAGUUGGUAGGAGAUAUACCCGUGAUUCUGAGCGGUGCGCUAUGGGUUGGGAAGACCAGGUUGAUUGACAAUAUCGUAGUUGGUGACCUCAAUCGUAUAAUAAGAUAG